AUGGCUGAUAGUUGGACAGAUGUGAGGCAGCAAACAUUGAUUAAUUUCUUAGUCUAUUCUACAUAUGGAAUGGUUUUUGUGAAAUCUGUUGAUGCUUUAGAUUUGGUAAAAGAAUCUAGGACUUUGUUCUCAUUGUUCUGUAAAGUGAUUGAGUGGGUUGGUCCCAAGAAUAUUGUUCACGUGGUGACUAAUAAUGCUGCAAAUUAUGUAGCAUGUGGCAAGAAAAGACCAGGUUGGAAAGAAAUUGUGCGUCCUGGUGCAACAAGAUUUGCUACUACAUUUAUCAUGUUGCAUAGCAUAUAUAUGCAUAAGCAUGACUUGCAAACUUUGGUGACUGAUACGUACUUUGUAGAUCACAAAUUGUCAAAGACUCAAGCUAGAAUAAUUGUUACUGCCAUCAUAUUAGGUAAUGGCUUUUGGGGUGAUUGCUUAGAAAUUGUGAAGGUUGUGUCUCCUCUUAUAAAGUUGUUGAGAAUUGUGGAUUCAGAUGAGAAACCUUCUUUGCCUUAUGUUUAUGAAGGCAUGCAAAGGGCAAAAAAGCGGCGUCUUUUAUUGAAUCCUGCAUUCUUAUAUGAUGAGAACUUUAUUCACAAGAGAAGGUUAAUGGAUGCAAUGCUUGACGUGUUUGAGUCCAAUGAAAGUGAAGAAAUUGAUUAUAUUGUGAAGAUGAAGCAAUUGAGUUUGUAUCGUGAUCGUAAAGAGUCUUUUGACAAAACGUCAUGUCAGAGAGCAGCCCAGAAAUUAGAUCCUUAUGAAUGGUGGUCAUUCUAUGGAGGUUCUGUUCUAGAAUUGCAAACUCUUGCAAUGCGCAUUCUUAGCCAAACUUCUUCUUCUUCUAGCUAUGAAAGAAAUUGGAAUGAUAAAUAUAUGAAUGUUCUAGAGUCCCCACCUUUGCCUAAUGUUGCUAGUGGUUCUGGUUUUUCUCAUUCAACUCCUAAUGUCUCAAUGCCUGGAGAUUUGAAUGAAGUUAAUGAUAAUUUUGGAGUUGGUGAAUAUUAG
Messenger RNA from Prosopis cineraria, 999 nucleotides. RefSeq lists its product as uncharacterized. Gene Ontology annotation, molecular function: protein dimerization activity. The transcript has 5 exons. The record is from RefSeq and is a predicted model, not a curated record. The coding region runs from base 1 to 999 and encodes 332 amino acids. NCBI's taxonomy places the organism in Eukaryota, Viridiplantae, Streptophyta, Magnoliopsida, Fabales, Fabaceae.